Messenger RNA from Pseudonaja textilis, 379 nucleotides. The record is from RefSeq and is a predicted model, not a curated record. Lineage: Eukaryota; Metazoa; Chordata; Lepidosauria; Squamata; Elapidae.
CUGGCUCCUCCGACUGACUGUUGCUCUUCUUUUUGUAGAGCCUAGCGAUGUCUCCCUUCGGCAGCCUCUUCCCCUACCCUUACACCUAUAUGGCGGCGGCGGCGGCAGCCUCGACGGCCAACCCGAUGCACCGGCACCCGCCUUUCCUGAACACCGUGCGCCCUCGCCUGCGUUACAGCCCUUACUCCCUCUCGGUGCCUCUGCCGGACAGCAGCGGCGGCGGCGGCGGGGGCAGCUUGCUCACCACCGCCAUGCCUCCUUCCCUGGCCGGCGGCCCCGAAGGCAAAGCCAGAGCUUUAGCGCCCAGCCCCGGGUUGGGCGUCUUGGAUUCCUCCGGUUCCGAGCUCAACAGCCGCUCUUCCACGCUCUCCUCCUCCGG